Messenger RNA from Dictyostelium purpureum, 1545 nucleotides. RefSeq lists its product as uncharacterized. The coding region runs from base 1 to 1545 and encodes 514 amino acids. The transcript has 2 exons. The record is from RefSeq and is a predicted model, not a curated record. Lineage: Eukaryota; Evosea; Eumycetozoa; Dictyosteliales; Dictyosteliaceae.
AUGAAUAAUAAUUCAGAAAAUGAAGAUAAUAAUAUAAAUAAUAAUGAUAGUAAUAAUCAAGAUAAUCAAAAUAAUUUAGAAAAUAAUUAUAAUAAUAAUGAUGAAGAAGAAUUUUUAAAUAAAAUUAUUAAAAUUAGAAUAGAUAAUUUUUUAGAAGAAGAAGAAAAAUUAUUUUUAGCAAAUGGUGAAAAUUUAAAAAUAAUAUUUAAAAUAUUAUGUGAAAAGAAUAAUAAUCAAAUUGAAGAGAAUGAUAUAAUAGAGUUUAGAGAAACAACUUUAACUUUGGUAACAUUAAUUUGUAAUUUAUUAAAGAAUGAUAUAGAAUCAUUUAUACCAGUUUUAGAUGAAUUUUAUUCAACAAUAAUAUUUAUGUUAAAGGAAUUAUAUUUAUCAUCAAUUAAUUCAACAUCAUCAGUAGCAUCAUCAUCAUCAUCAUCAUCAUUAUCAAUUCAUAAUACUAGCGGCGGCGGCAAAAAGAGUAAUAGUUUUUAUAAAUCACCAACAUCAGAUAGCGAAGACGAUUCAUCAUUUUUAUCAACACAACGUAAUGUUAUAUCACCAAUUAUAAAUAGAAUAAAAAAGAGUGAAAAUAUUAGAUUAUCAACUAAUAAUACUCAAAGUAAUAAUCCAAGACAACAACUUUAUAAUAUUAUUUCAGUAACAAUGUUGGGUACAGUUUGUUUAUUAUUUCCAUCCAAUGAAAAAUUAUUAUCAAAAUCAAUACCAUUCUUAUUUGAAAUUGGUCAUUAUAAAUCUCAAACACAAAGUUUAAUAAUUUCAACUAUAUCAUCAGAAAUUAUAAAUAGACCAAAAAUUUUAUCAAAUUAUGUUUUAGAAUUUAUUAAAUUUUCAAAAGAUAAUCCAAAUGUAUUUUCAAUAAUUGCAAGUUUAUAUCAAUAUAAUAAGCAAGAUUUUGAAAAGAAUUUAAAUGUUUUAAUUGAAUGUUUCAAAGAGCCAGAAAGUAGAAUUGGUAUAUUGUCAAUUAUUAGUGAAAUUUCUAAGGUAUCACCAUUAAUUAUUAUACCUUAUUUAAAAGUUUUAAAAUUAUCACUAUCUCAAGUUUCACUAUCAAGUCAAUUUUCAAUUAUUUUAAAGAUUUUAGCCCAAAAGUAUCCAUUUACCAUUUCAACGAUUUCAAGUGAUUUAAUUUCUGCUAUGGAUAAUAAUGAUUCUUUAAAAUAUUCUUUACCAGAAAUUUUAGGAAUGUGUGGUCCAGAUAAAACUAAACUAGUAUAUCAAUAUCUUUAUUCAUUAUUAAAGAAACAACAAGAAAAAGCACCAAGAUCUUCAGAAGAUGAUCAUAUAGUAGUAUCGAUUUUAAAAGGUUUUAAAUCAAUUUAUAAAACAUCACCAAAUUUAAUCAAUAUUAGAGAUCCAUUAUUACAAUAUUUUUCAACAAAUGGUAGUGAAUUUAUUUUAUCAUUUUUAAAUACAUUAGUAGAUGAAUUUACAUUAUCACCUCAACAAAUAGAUGAUAUGGAACAACAACAACAACAAUUACAAUUACACAACAACAACAAUUACACAACAACAAGAAAAAUUUGA